Messenger RNA from Stylonychia lemnae, 303 nucleotides. The record is from the annotation of a GenBank genome assembly. NCBI's taxonomy places the organism in Eukaryota, Ciliophora, Spirotrichea, Sporadotrichida, Oxytrichidae.
AUGAUGAUGAAUUAGCUCUUCAAAAAGGCAUAUAUGCUGUAAAUGAUCAGACCAAAUCAAACAAAUAUGAGAGUUUUCAAUCUAUUAAACAAUCAGCAAUCAAUGCUUUACUCUUAAUAUCUCUAACAGCAAACUUUGAUGAAUGAGAUCAUGAUAAAUAACUAAGUAGUAGAUGAAAUUUUAGAAUCAAAUGAAGAUUAAUAGGUUCAAUAUGAUUGCAAAAAGAAUAAAACAACCACUCAAGCUAGAAAGAAAAGAGAAAGAAGAAAGACUGGCAAAGCUAUGAGCAUCAGAUGGAAAUGA